AUUAUUAUUUUAGUUGUCCGUAGUUACGUUCGAAGGGGGCACCUACGGACAAUAAGCGGCACCCCUAUGGGCUAUGAAGAACGAAAUUUGCAAAUGCAAGCCCCCUCCCGCUGUAGAAAGUGACCCUCAAACCGAUCGAAAUAUUAUAAGAAAUCCAUCAUUGGACAACCUUAAAAGUCUGUCUUUGUUGCUCCUUGCUGAUCUCCUUGCUUCUUGUGCCUGGAACAGGAAGGAGAUUGAAUUGGAUGAUCCCACAAGUGAGAUUUGGGCUAGUCUGUUAGAAACACUAUGAGAGCUCUUCCAUGGUGAUUACGAGAUUUUCUUGAUACUUUAUUGGAGUUGGGAUCUUACAUCUUGAUUUAUUUGGCGGUUGAUGGCGCUGUCAACAACUACACAAGUCAACAGCAUCACAUCUCUAAGCAGCGAUCUCUUCUAUGAUAUACUAAGGCGACUUGAUGGGCCCACAUUAGCGAGUGCAGCAUGUGCUUGCGCAGCCUUCUGUUCCAUCUCAAGGGAAGAGCGGCUAUGGGAAAAUGUUUGUUCUUCUCUGUGGCCAUCCACCAAUCGAGAAGAAGUCAAGAGCUUGAUCUCCUCAAUCGGAGGGUUUAGAAAGUUCUAUGCAGACUGUUUCCCUCUCAUUGUAAACAAAGAGGUUCCUGACUAUCAGUGGAAUGAGUAUCUCGAGUACAACGAGGAGUGGAACGAGGCAGAUUACUAUGGUGAUGUUGAUGAGCUCGAGAGCAUAUCACCAUCUGACUUUAUCUCCCUAGUGGAUGUUCGAUUUAAAGAUCAGAUUAUCUUCUCGAAGGUCUUGUGGGGCAUUCCAAAUGCCAAUGGGUUCAAUGGGUGGUUCUAUAAUUGCCCAUUUCGUGUCGAUCUCCUCUCUUUUUCAUCCCGAGAUGAUGAUGAUGAUGAUGAUGGUGAUGGUAACGAGAAUGAAAUUACCCUCACGGUCUCCGAUGGGCUACCCCCAAUUACUUCCAUGGAGAGGGAGAGGAAGGAUGGGAAGCUGUGGAGAGAGCUCAAGGAUGGCCUUCGGCUUAGUUGGAUUGUGGUCAAUCAGAAAGUCAAACAAGCGGCAAACCUGGCAAGCUGGAGUUCGCUCGGGGGUCAGCGGCACUGGCCCACCGACAGGGACUUUGUCGUACGUUUUGGUUCAGUUCUCCCUGCAAAGGACAUCCUCCCCUGCCAAGUGGUUGAGUGCAUCCUUAGCAUGAAGUUUCGGGUGGUGAGCACCGAGGGAGAUGAUUCACAGACAAGCCUGAAGCUGACUGAGCUGAGCAUGCAGUUGGAGGACAUGGAGGGGGCACACGUGAAUGGGAGGAACAGCCUGCUCAUCCUCAAGGAGGCGCUGAGCUGCCACCGGAGCAAGGACUACAGCGAGGCCCUCGAGUCGUGCCACCUUUACUCCAAGGUUCAGAGCGAGCUCAAGGAGGAGAAGAUGAGGAUUGAGAAUCGGUUAGAUCGGCUCUGCAUCUUCAGCGGGAUAGCUGCUUUCGCAACUCUCUGGUACUAUUGCAUAAUGUAAAGCGAAUUUUCUGCCUAUCCUUUUUGUACAUUUUAAAUGCUCGCCAUUUUUGGUACGUCCCUAAUGUUCUAACAAAGUCGAAUUUUGCACUCAUUAGUCCUCCAACGAGUUCUCUGACCAUGUUUCGUUACUUAAAACUGA
Molecule: messenger RNA, 1669 nt
Organism: Punica granatum (pomegranate)
Lineage: Eukaryota; Viridiplantae; Streptophyta; Magnoliopsida; Myrtales; Lythraceae
Source: RefSeq, a predicted model, not a curated record